Ornithodoros turicata is the source of this 816-nucleotide messenger RNA. RefSeq lists its product as uncharacterized. NCBI's taxonomy places the organism in Eukaryota, Metazoa, Arthropoda, Arachnida, Ixodida, Argasidae. The transcript has a single exon. The record is from RefSeq and is a predicted model, not a curated record. Bases 1 to 816 code for a protein of 271 amino acids.
AUGGAGACGCUUCUACCUCCAUUCCCGCCCUUUGAAUCACACAGCGACGCAACAUCGCUUGCACAGCGUUGGAUAAAAUGGCAAGCACGCUUCGACAAUUUUCUUCUGGCAGCAAACGUUACAGACGCAUCUCGCAAACGUGCCAUGUUACUUCAUUAUGCCGGUGAAGAAGUAUACGAUAUUUUUAAUACGCUCUUCAAUGCCAGGUCAGACUAUGACACUGCUGUUGCUUGUCUGAAGCAACACUUUGUCCCAAAGAAGAAUGUUGUGUACGAACGCCACGUAUCCCGCCUUGCACGGCAAAACCCAGGAGAAACACUGGACCAGUUCCACGUCAGACUCAGAAAGCUCAGUACAACGUGUGAAUUCACAGACGCGGACAAGGAGCUUCUCUCUCAGAUUAUAGAGGGCACCACAUCACAGAGACAACGUCACACAGCACUACGAGAAACUGACGUCACACUGGAUAAAGUUUUAGCGACUGUUCGCAGCGUUGAGAAUGCUGAAGUCCAAGCCACCAGCAUAGAGAAUCCAGCACAGUCUCACUCAGUGCAGAAGAUAGAAACCAAGAAAGGAACGCACAGCACUCGUCCGAAGAAUAAAGCACGAGACAAAAGAAGGACUGAAAGGUGUAGAGGAUGCGGAGGAAGCUGGCCCCACCCGAACGGCAAAACGACAUGUCCGGCAUGGGGGGCGACAUGCCUCAAGUGUCACAAGAGAAACCAUUUUGCGAGGGGGUGCCGAAGCACAGCAGAGGGCACAGCAACGAUACAGUCUCUCACUACGUCGUCCAAACCUCAGUCCUCGCUCCGAUAA